UUGAUUUUUUUUUUUUAAUUUUUAAUUUGUUGGCUUUUACGUUUAUAUGAUAAGAAAGUGAAGUAGAAAUUAAAAAGAAAUUGCAGAAACCAAUUAUCUGUAUGUGUUCUGCAUUGUUGUUGAUGUAUUAUUACUUAUUAGGUUGAUCGAAUUAGCGUGCUACCGAAAGAAGUAUUAGGGUUGAUAUUGUCUUUGUUGACGGCCAAGGAAGAUACUGCGACUAGCAUACUUUGUCGUUCAUGGAGAUACUUGUGAGUCUUAACUAGUAAGACGAUGGAUUUUGAUGGCACACAAUCAUUACGUAAGUUUAAUAGAUUUAUGAAAACUUUUGGAUUCACGAAUCCAUCACUGAGCAAGGCAUGUAUAGAGCCAUUGGAAGAGGAAAGGCGUAAGUUCGUUAGAUGGGUUGAUCGCAUUAUAGUGUUGAACCAGUGUUUGGAUCAUAGGUCCAAUCUCGAGGAAUUCAAAGUGUAUUUCGAUUUAAUUCAAACUCAUAGAGAAUGGAUUGAUGAUUGGCUCAGCUAUGCUUUCAGCAGGAAGGUUGAGAGGUUGGAGUUGAGCUUAACCUGUGAAGCAUGGGGUAGUGAUAGAUUCCACCGCGAUUCUCAUUUGUGUUACGAGUUUCCGUAUAAAAAGAGGAAUUUGCCGAAUAAUUUUGAGGUUCUUAAGAAGCUAUGUUUGCAUCUAGUGAGUGUGAGCGGUGAAGUUGUGCAGUUGUUUCUGGAGAAGUGCCCUCUGCUCGAACAAGUGUCGGUGUGUGGAUCCCAAGCACUUUUGUCUCUGGAGAUUGUUGCAACUUUUCCCUCGAUUAAAUGCCUUGAAAUAAGCUUGUGCCACAAACUCAAAUCAGUCGUGCUUCGGGAUUCAAAUGUUGUCACUAUAAAGUACAGCGGCAAGAUAAUACCAUUUGUGUUGGUCAACGUGCCUCUCCUUACUCAACUUUGGAUCAAGUCAUUGGUUCCUGGUCCUGGUCGAUUGAAAGAUGUUGUUGGCAUGUUUUCGCCCGUGCUUCCACAGAUAGAGAUGUUGAAAAUAUAUCCAUCCCUCAUCUAUUGGAAUGUGCUAUUUAUUUUCUUUAAUUUUUUCCAUUCUACAUUGAUUAAUAUUCUCUCCGCUAAGUAUUAUACUCCAUUCAAUUUCACCUUGGUUGUACAUCAAGAUAGCAAGAAAGACAAGUCGUUUCAUGGUGCUUGUGCUAGAAAUUAUACUCUGAGGGCGAGAGUCAAUUUUCACGUUAAGGAAGUCGAAUUUGUUGGUUAUCGCGGUGUGUUUAAUCAUUUAGAGUUGAUUAUGCACUUUGUGGAGAAGGAUGUUGCACUAAAAAAUAUAAUUAUUGAUCCACGGAGUUUCAAGUAUCAUCUGCAUCGGCAGUGGGAUCGCAUUUAUAGACACAAGGUCGAAGAUGACGUAUUUGCAAGGGCUUAUGCAAAGGAGCAACUUAAAGAGCAUGUCCCUUCAAGAAUAAAUGUGAAGAUCCUUUAAUAAUUUUUUAUACUUUUAUUUGUUUUACUCUUGUCCUUAUUAUAUUUAUAUAGGUUUUGGUUCAUAUGAUUUUUAUUUUUCAAUGGUGGUGGUUGCUUUAUAUCUAGAUUUUAAAUCUCUCUUCUUUUUUGUAUGAGAAGAUUUAUUGUUAAAAUAGUCAACGUGAAUAAGACAAAAAAAACUUGAUUUU
Molecule: messenger RNA, 1672 nt
Organism: Salvia miltiorrhiza (redroot sage)
Lineage: Eukaryota; Viridiplantae; Streptophyta; Magnoliopsida; Lamiales; Lamiaceae
Exons: 2
Coding region: 274-1482 (402 amino acids)
Source: RefSeq, a predicted model, not a curated record